Ricinus communis (castor bean) is the source of this 1684-nucleotide messenger RNA. RefSeq names its product putative methyltransferase C9orf114. Lineage: Eukaryota; Viridiplantae; Streptophyta; Magnoliopsida; Malpighiales; Euphorbiaceae. The transcript is spliced from 11 exons. The coding region runs from base 222 to 1331 and encodes 369 amino acids. The record is from RefSeq and is a predicted model, not a curated record.
CCUUAUAAUAAUAUAUAAAAUUAUUAUAUUGUCUUUAAUAAAACUGAAUCGGGUUUUCGGACCAUGUAAAAAGGAAAAGGAAAAUUAAAAGAGAAGUCCAUCACUAAACCCGCUUGUGCGCUACAAAACCCCCGGCCACUGCCACAAAUCCUUUUCUGAAUCAUAAACCCUUCCCGGAAUCAUAAGACGUGCGCUUUAUAAACACAAGCGUGAACACACAGAUGGGGAAGAAGAAGAAGAGAGCAGAAGCGGAAGCACAAACAGAAACAGAGACGGUAGAAAACCACGAACCGGUGAACGACGUCGUCGUUAAUGGCGACUCGGAUAGGAAGAAGAAAAAGAAAAAGAAGGAAAAGGAAAGAAAUGAGAGAAAGAAAGAAGAGAAUGAAUCAAAGGAAACAGCUACAAUAAGCAUAGCCGUCCCUGGUUCUAUCAUCGACAACGCUCAAUCUCUCGAGCUCGCUACUCGAUUGGCUGGUCAGAUUGCUCGUGCGGCGACUAUUUUUCGAAUAGAUGAGGUGGUGGUGUUUGACAAUGAGAGUAGUUCAGUGAAAGAGGAUCGUACUACAAUGAUCACAGGCAAUAACUCUGAUGAAAAUGAAAGUGGUGCUGCAUUUCUUAUAAGGAUUCUGCGGUAUCUCGAGACUCCACAGUAUCUAAGAAAAGCUCUCUUUCCUAGGCUUAAUAGCCUGAGAUUUGUGGGCCUAUUGCCUCCGCUUGAUGCUCCACAUCAUCUCCGCAAGCAUGAGUGGGCUCCAUUUCGAGAAGGUGUCACACUAAAAGAAAAAGCCCCAAACUCAAUAGGAACUCUAGUUGAUGUGGGUUUGAGUAAGAAUGUUGUUAUUGAUCAAGUAGUUGAACCCGGUAUAAGAGUGACCGUGGAAAUGGGAACUGACCGCAAUUUGGAUUCUGAAUUGCCACGUCAGGUUGUCUCAUUGUCCAAGCCCAGGGAGGAAGCAGGAAUGUAUUGGGGAUAUAGAGUACGUUAUGCUUCUAACAUCAGCACAGUGUUCAAUGAUUGCCCAUACAAGGGUGGCUAUGAUCAUUUGGUUGGUACCUCAGAGCAUGGUCAGAUAAUUAACGCAUCAAAGCUUUCUUUGCCAACUUUCAGGCACUUGUUGAUUGCUUUUGGGGGGCUCGCUGGACUAGAAGAAAGUAUUGAAGAAGACAAUAGCUUAAAGGGUAAAAAUGUUAGAGAGGUUUUUAAUUCAUACUUGAACACCUGCCCUCAUCAAGGAAGUCGAACAAUUCGAACUGAGGAAGCAAUAUUCAUUUCACUUCAAUAUUUCCAAGAACCAAUUAACCGAGCAUUGCAAAGAAUUCAAGAUUAGCAUGCAGUUGGCUGAAGGUUACGGUUAUCUACAUUUAUACUUGGCAUAUCUCUAAUCAAAUUUACAGAGACUCUGGAGCACAACAGGGAGGACAGAGUUCAAAAAUAUUCCUCAAUAGGAUGAUGAUUUUAGAAAUUUUGAGGUUACAUUAUUUAGCCUAGGUUGGCAAGGGAUUUUCCUUCAACGCAUUACCUGUAAAAUUUUGGUAGAAACAAGUUCGGUUUCUUGAUACCGUAAUUUAACACUUGUGUAUCUGUUUGUGGUCUCAAAAACCACUUUAGGAAUGAUAGCAGAACCAAGUCAUGGCUGCUAGUGCAAAUGCGGCAGUAAUCACAGUUGAUUACUUUAAAUUA